Messenger RNA from Bactrocera dorsalis (oriental fruit fly), 722 nucleotides. It is a transcript of the gene Lsm10, whose product is annotated as U7 snRNA-associated Sm-like protein LSm10. NCBI's taxonomy places the organism in Eukaryota, Metazoa, Arthropoda, Insecta, Diptera, Tephritidae. The coding region runs from base 113 to 535 and encodes 140 amino acids. Gene Ontology annotation, cellular component: cytoplasmic U snRNP body; nuclear body. Gene Ontology annotation, molecular function: U7 snRNA binding; histone pre-mRNA DCP binding. Gene Ontology annotation, biological process: mRNA 3'-end processing by stem-loop binding and cleavage. The transcript has a single exon. The record is from RefSeq and is a predicted model, not a curated record.
UGUGAAUAUACGCAAUUAACAACUGCCAACACAAAUAAAUUAUGGGAAUUUCUUAGAGAAUAUUUAAAACUAUUUAUUAUUAGAGAGUUUUCUAUGCAAUUUUAGUUUUAAAAUGCAAAAAGCCAGCGGAAAAGAAACCUAUCUUAUCACAAAUACUCUCAACUGUUUACCCUUUCUGCUGGACGGUCAUUCAGUUUUGAUAGAUUUGCGAAACGAAUCAUCUGUGGCCGGACGUAUUGAUGCCACUGGAACUGAUGGUUUUAUGAAUAUCCACUUAAUAGAUGCAGUGUUUAUAGAUAGAUAUGGUCUUCAAUAUCCCUUCGAACAGUUUAUGGUACGUCCACGUAUGAUACGUCAAAUACAUUUACCAGCACAUUUAGAUGCUGAAAGCGCCAUACGUGAUUGGCUGGACCACGGUCGGAAACCGAUCAGGAAGGCGCCACAACAGCGAAAGGGAAAGAUGACAUUUAAAGAAAAACGCGCCAAGCAAAAACACAUAGAGGUUUUGAAUGAAAUAUCAAAAAACCAAAAAUGAUAUUAGCGGCUAAGAAAAUUAAUAAUUUUGUAAACAGUUAAUUUUUUUUAUGUUUUUUAUUUUUAAUACAAAAGCACUUUAUUUAGUAUUUAUACGUAUAUUGACAAUAAGUACUGCAUAUAAACCAAGCCUUGAAGUUAAGAGAAAAUAAAAAAUGAUGAUUCUUUAAAUCAGUAAUUCAAAUAAA